Messenger RNA from Scophthalmus maximus (turbot), 4388 nucleotides. Its product is annotated as immunoglobulin-like and fibronectin type III domain-containing protein 1. The transcript has 23 exons. NCBI's taxonomy places the organism in Eukaryota, Metazoa, Chordata, Actinopteri, Pleuronectiformes, Scophthalmidae. Gene Ontology annotation, molecular function: protein binding. The record is from RefSeq and is a predicted model, not a curated record. Bases 215 to 3829 code for a protein of 1204 amino acids.
GCAGACGCUGGGUCUAAGGCAGUAGAGGAGCAUCAAGCAUCGACUUGCACACUGCUGGAGGGAUCUAUUACAUCGAAAGAAAAAAAAAGAAAAGAAAAAAAAUCAGAAGGCGGCACAGUGUGACCCGACUGCAGCCUGACAGGGAGCAGAGCUGAGAGCACAGAGGACUGAGAGCAGAGCCUUGUGAAUCAGCAGAGCUCCGGAGGACGGCAAGAUGUUGAAGAAGUCAAAGGUGACCGAGGAAACUGCAGCUGGGCAGGCAGGCAUCAGGAUGAAGUCCAAGGUGCCUGGUGUCAUGAUAACGCAGUUUAUGGAGGAACUUCCAGAGGGAAUGACAACUCCGGAUUUCACCCGCAAGCCCAUUGCUUUGACUAUUCAAGAGGGUAAAUUUGCAGUCUUUAAAGCCAUAGUAGUGGGCACUCCCACACCUGCUGUAACAUGGAGCAGAGCAAAUGGAGAAAUAACCUUUCACCCUGAUAUGUGCCAGCAGAAGUAUGAUGAGGUAUCUCACGAACAUACGCUUGAGUUUCCAAAGGUUGCCCCAGAGGAUGCUGACACCUACAAGUGUUUUGCAACAAAUGAAUAUGGAAGGGCGGUUUGCCCUGUUGUCUUGAAUGUUAUUUCGGUUGGAUUCUCUAAGACUAAGGAACUUCAAAAAUCUCAAGAAAAAGAUGCAACAGACUUCAGAAAAGGCCUUAAAAAACGUAAACCUGAUGGAACACGUGAGGAAAAGCAAAUGGAGCCAGAAGAUAAGGUCUGGGAAAUUCUGCUUAGUGCCGACAAGAAAGACUACGAGCAGAUCUGCAGAGAUUACGGUGUCACGGACUUCCGAGGAAUGCUGAAGAAACUCAGUGAAAUGAAGAGAGAAAGAGAAGAGGAGAUUGCAGAGUUUGUGUCACAUAUUAGCACACUGAAACACAUUGAGGUCAGUGAUGACGAUUGUGCCACAAUUGAGUUGGACAUGGACCUCAAGGAUCCUAGCAGCAAAAUCUUCCUGUAUAAGGAUGGUGCCAUGGUUCCAUUCAGCAUAGAAGAAAGCGAGAGUUCGAAGCAUAGUUUGAAAAAAGUGGGCAAGAAAUAUAUAUUCACAAUUAAAAAACUAGGUUCAGAAGAUGCUGGACUCUACUCGGUGGAUGUUGGGGGCGUCAAUGUGUUUUCCACUGACUUUAAAGUACCGGAGGUUGACUUUGCAGUCAAAAUACAGGAGGUCAAGGCAGCAGAACGAGAGGACGCCCUUUUUCAAUGUGUCCUGACUUCACCCAUGGAUGAGAUCAAAUGGUAUGGUAAAAACACCCCACUGUCAAAUAGUGAGAAACAUGAAAUCAUUACAUCUGAAGACAAGCUCAUCCACAAGUUGAUUGUGCGCGACUGUAUGCCUUUGGAUGCUGGUAUCUACGCUGCUGUGGCAGGAAUCAAAUCAUGCAACAACUGGCUUGUAGUUGAAGACCCAGGAGUUCACUUUCAUGCUGGGCUCUCUGACUGCAAAGCCAUUAUCGGAGAAGCAGCAGAGCUGGAGUGUAAAGUGAGCAGUGAGGAGUGUCAGGGAAUCUGGUCCAAAGAUGGAGAAGAGAUUAACUCAUCUGAGGGGAUAACCAUUUCAAAAGAUGGAACUUUCCACAGGCUGAAAAUUCACAAAGUAACAGAGGAAUUUGCUGGAAAAUAUAAAUUUGAAGCAGAUGGACGGAAAACAGAAGCAACAAUUGUUGUUGAAGAUCCACCCAGGUUUGAUAGUGAGGAACUGGAAGCUUUCAAAACUCCAGUAACAGUGAAAAAAGGACACAAAGCUACCUUCAAAUUGCCUUUUAUUGGACGGGAACCUAUAAAAGUUCAGUGGUACCUUGAGGGUGAAGAGCUAAUGGAAGAAUCAAACAUAAAGAUUGAGCACUCCGAGGGGUGCAGCCGUCUCUUUCUGACCAAGCUACAGCGCAAAGACAGUGGUGAAGUCAAGAUUAAACUCAAAAAUGAGUUUGGCACUGUUGAGGCCUUCAGCCAACUUCUUGUAAUGGACAAACCUACUCCUCCGAUGGGACCUCUGGAGAUUGUUGAGGCCUCCUCCCACACAAUUGAAUUCAAAUGGAGACCCCCAAAAGACAGUGGUGGUUGCAAGAUAGGAAACUAUAUCCUUGAACGACAGCAAGUUGGCCGCAACACCUGGAAGAAGGUUGGGCCAAUUGGUCCGGAGGCCAUAUACAAGGACUCCGAUGUAGACCAUGGCAGGAGGUACUGCUAUCGCAUCAGAGUGGAGACAGAAAUUGGCACCAGUGAGCUGAUGGAAACAGAGGACAUUCAAGCUGGAACAAAAGCAUACCCUGCACCACCAUCAGCACCAAAGGUCGUCAGUGCCUUCAAAAAAUGCAUCACCCUCUCCUGGUCUCCUCCUUCUGACACUGGGGGAACUAAUAUUCUGGGAUACAACGUUGAGAAACGCAAGAAGGGCAGCAACCUAUGGGGCCAAGUCAAUCCACCUGAGAUGAUGAUCAGAGCUAAGGAAUUUGCUGUUAAAGACGUCGUUGAGGGCAUGGAGUACGAAUUCCGUGUUUCAGCAAUCAAUGACUCAGGAGCAGGUGAAUUCAGUUCACCAUCUGAGUUUGUGUUUGCCAGGGACCCUAAAAAGCCUCCUGGUAAAGUCAUUGACUUCAAAGUGUCAGAUUCCUCCUACACAACCCUGUCCCUGUCUUGGACCAAACCCAAGGACAUUGAGGGGGUUGAGGAUGAAGCCAAAGGAUAUUUUGUGGAGCUCAGGCCUGCAGAAAACACAGAGUGGGAUCGCUGCAAUUCAAAUGCAAUAACCUUGAAUUUCUAUACAGUGAGAGGCAUGAAGUCAAUGGCCAUGUACUGGGUGAGAAUAAUUGCUACUAAUGAUGGAGGAGAGGGACAGCCACAAGAGCUGGCCAAUUACAUCCUUGCUAUGCCUCCUCCUGUGAGGCCACGAUUCACAGAUUCAAAAAUCAAGAGUUUCAUGGUGGUGAGAGCAGGGAACUCUGCACGAUUCACCACUAACUUUGAGGCCUCCCCCUGGCCUGAGGUUACCUGGGUGAAAGAUGGAGUACCAGUGUCUAAGAAAGUGACCAUCAGCAAUGCAGAGGGCACAUCCCAGCUUCUGAUUCCCUCUGCUGAGCGCUCUGAUAGUGGAAUCUACACUAUCCUUGUCAAGAACAUUGUUGGCCAAGAAACAUUCAGCGUUGAAAUUAGAGUCACAGAUGAACCUAAGCCACCAGGUCCCGUAGAGCUCGACGAAAACGUGCCUGGUACAGUGACUAUAUCAUGGACUGCAUCUCCAGAUGAGAAACGCGAUGACAGGCUGCACUACAUGGUGACUAAGCGUGAUUCAGUCAAAACAGCGUGGCACACUGUUGCAGAUCACAUCUUCAACAAUAAAUUCACAGCCUGCAACAUAAUGCCAGGCCGAGAAUACCAGUUCAGAGUCUAUGCAAAGAAUGAUAUGGGCUCUUCCAAACCAUCUGAAUCAGCAAAGUGGCUGAUUUCUGCCAAAAAGGAAAAGUUCACUGUGAACAUACCAGACUCAAAGACCUGUAAUCUGCAGUGUCCUCCGAAGUUCCUUGUCCCGCUGAAACUGCACACUGCUCCUCAAGGGUAUGAAUGCUACAUGAGCUGUGCUAUAAAAGGAGAUCCAACACCUCAUGUGACAUGGCUCCGCAACAGUAUCAGUCUGAAUACCAACACCAACUAUUACAUCUCCAACACCUGUGGAGUGUGUUCUCUGCUCAUAUUGAGGGUUGGACCGAAGGACACCGGGGAGUACAAGAUUGUUGCAGAAAACUCAAUGGGCAGGGCAGAGUGCUCCACCAAACUGACAGUCAGAGAAUAAAUGAACACACGGAAGAUGAUAGAAUUGCUCUAAAACCCUAAAAGAAACCAAGUGUUUGGCAAUUCUCAGAUACUACAUACUAAUCAAAUGUAGAGGGGUGGUUAUUUAAAGUCAGAGUGAGGCAACUGUGUAACUUUAAUAAAAGACAAUGAAAGAAAUACUAAUGUGCUCUUUUGCAUAUUUUAACUGAUAUAUUGAUUUAAAGGUGCUAAUUAAAUGUGUUUUCGUGAAAGUUUAUGCAACCAUCAGCUUAAGUCUUUCAAUUGAUUUUUAGAUGCAGGUCUCUGUUCAUGUAUAUAGUGACUUGUUUCAAUCAUAUUUUUUCCAUAAUUGUGGAUCUUCCCCUUAACUGAAUUUGUGAAGACAAAACAUACUGACAUGAUUCAUUUAUAUGAUGCUAAUUGUUAUGGCAUGUCACAUAAGAUAAUCUGUGGGUUUGCUCGAAUUAAACAUUUCCUACAGCAAUUGUGUUAGUGUGAAAUUUUAAGUGUGCAUUUCACCAGCAAAAAAACCCCAACCAACAAACAAAAAGAAAAGCAAUAAAAAUACUACCAUCAUA